This is a messenger RNA of Bursaphelenchus xylophilus (pine wood nematode), 1427 nucleotides long. Lineage: Eukaryota; Metazoa; Nematoda; Chromadorea; Rhabditida; Aphelenchoididae. The record is from the annotation of a GenBank genome assembly.
AUGCACAUUGGGAAUGCGAUCUUGAGUUGUUUGUUAUUGCUGGACUUGACCGUGGUGGAGGCGCUUUUCGCUCCACUAUUCCGGGAAUUCCUCAAACUGCGAUUUGGAAGCGCGUGGGAGCAACGACUGACUCGGGAAGAUCUCGUCGCCACAGGCUGGGACCCCUCUUUCGGAGGGGGAAGCCACGUGGGAGGCGAGAGGACUCGGUAAAACUUUAUUUUAGGAGUUGUGAAAUAUUUUAAUUCAUUUCAGGAAAACCCCGAUCAUUUUCGCCCCAUGUUGGCAAUGCACGGCCGAUUUCUUUGCUCCAAUCGUGAAUUUCUUCCGAGAAAAUAAUUAUACAGAUGCGGAGAUGUACGGGACGACGGUUGGGGAGCUCCAGAAGGGGAGAUUGUACCAACCCGGGUAUAAAUGCGAGUAUGUUGAGUCGGUAAGUUGACCUAAUAUUCCAGUAAAUCUUACUGUGUUCUUUGCAACAAAACUAAUAAAGUUUUAGUCAUCGUUUUCUUUCCCAAUCAUUCAAUUCUUUUCAGUUUCGUCAACUCAUCAAGGCCGUCAUGUUAUACACAAACACCAGGAUUGUUCACAUCUUGGCCUUUUCCUACAGCGGAGCGUUGACUCGAAAAGCAAUUCUAGGCGGGAAAUGUGUGGACAAAGAUUUCGAUCUGGGUCCCCCCUUAACCCAACAUAUCGAUGUUUAUUUGAGUGUGGCUGGCGUCCAACAGGGCGCUUUAUUCUGCGAGAAUGUGAAUGAUAAAACGCUGUUGGCUUGUAAUAUGUUGACCGGGAUGAAAUGCGGCAGCCGGUUUCUGCAGGAUAUAAAUUCAGUGUGAGUUCUGGCUUUUAUUUAAUGAUAUAAUGAAUGUAAAAUACAGAUUUCAAACACUAUUCCGUUUUUUCCUUUUCCAGGAAACACUACGAAGGCAAGCGGCCAGUGAUAAUUGAGACAACGGCCGAUGAAAUGGUUGGAAUCCGGGUUUGUGGCCGAUUUGCCAGUCAAUUCGCGGGAGCUGAGAUCAUACGGGUAAGUUAUCUUCGUGGUCGAAUUUGUACAGCAUUUUUGCCUUGCGUUUUGUAGCAUUUUAGAUCAAAAUAUGAUGAAAAUCCGAUAACUUUUUAGCAAUUUAUGGCAUGAACACGUUUACUGUAGAGAACGGCUUUUGUAAAAGCUUCCCGGUCAUAUAGAUUGUUGAUUGUCUCGACAGCUCUUCUAUGGAUCAAUUUUUCAGGUAAACAAGCUCAGUCACGUGGAUGUGCUCAUGGGGACGAUGGAUGUCCAAUUGGGGAUCUUCGAUCGAGUCCAAUUCGAUUACGGUGGAUGGUUGAGUCUCAGUGCCGACAACUUUACAUUCUACAUGGUUGUUCUCAGCGAGGCAGCGAUUCUGAUAUGCGGGUGUUUGUACUACACACAAAUGAGACGUUCUUAA